This is a messenger RNA of Amphimedon queenslandica, 387 nucleotides long. Its product is annotated as serine-protein kinase ATM-like. The record is from RefSeq and is a predicted model, not a curated record. The annotation marks the transcript as partial. The transcript has 4 exons. NCBI's taxonomy places the organism in Eukaryota, Metazoa, Porifera, Demospongiae, Haplosclerida, Niphatidae.
GGGUCUUGUUUUGAAGCUCUCCUAUGGAUUUACUCUCAGAUCUGCUCGAGUCCUACCACAAGAUAAUCUCAGAUAAGCUUAGUGAAAGAAGGACAGGAGCUGAAACUUUAAGAAAGUUGCUACAGGCUGAUAACUCCAGGGACCUAAUCCAAGAUAGGAGCAGUUCCUCUUCUUCUCGUGGAAGGCGACCCUCUAGUUGUGGUAAUGUUCCGUCAUGGGAUGACCUAUUUAUAGCUGUUAAGGAGUCCCUCAUGAAGGAGAUAGAGAAUAUUAGAAAUUUGGAGCAGUUGCGUCCUAAUCCAUCCAGUUCAGCUCAAACAGGAAGAAAGAAGCAAAUUCAGGAUAUUUUUGAAACAUUACGUGUUCUACUUAAAGCAGCCAAUUCAA